Molecule: messenger RNA, 4334 nt
Organism: Ictidomys tridecemlineatus (thirteen-lined ground squirrel)
Lineage: Eukaryota; Metazoa; Chordata; Mammalia; Rodentia; Sciuridae
Source: RefSeq, a predicted model, not a curated record
GACAAUAUGGGUAAUAUGAGUAUAUAUAGGUUUGAAUAAACACCCACUCAUUUUCCCCCCAAAUUCAGUUAUAGAUUCUUUCACCUGGUUUGCCGGUUGGCAGUCACCUCUGUAGGUGCCAGGGGCUCCCAGGACUCGAGGAGCGGCCCGUAUUGAACGCCCCAUUCCAGCCUCCCUGGGGGAGACCCCUCCAGAGCCUUUCCCUCCCCGCGUGGCGAGGCCGCCCGCGCAGGGAUCCCAGUUCGGUGCCUCUCCACGGUUCCCCUCAAUGUCCCAGGCCCCAUCGCAGCCGCCAGCGUUCCUUCCUCUUCCUGGGCCACAAUCUUGGCGUUCCGGGAUUGGCUUUACCCCGUACCAGCAGGAACCCGUCCAGGAAGAUCUCUCGAGGGGACCUCGAGCACCACAUGCGACCCUCAAAGCCCAAAUCUCCUUUCCCGCCUCACUGGGCCACGGCGCCAGGAGCCAGGCAGGCGAAGCGCAGCCUCCGGUGCUCUAAGGCCCCAAAUGACCGAUGGCUCGCCGUCACCGAGGACUAGGAGGCCCCCGGGUCAAACCUGGGGCCACUCCGCCGCUCCUCGGCUGCUGUCUGGGAGGAAGUGUAGCAGUUUGUGGCGUCCAAGGCAAUGCGUCGCAGCAGCUCCAAGAGUGGAGUCGUCCUGGCUGCAGUGGCUAGAGGUCCUGAAGCUUCUCAGAUGCUCACCAGAGCCCAGCUUGGCCAAGAUCCCCCACAAAGGACAGUGCUAGGGGUGCUAACCGAGAAUGGGCAGUACAGGAAGACCUGUGGCCAGGAGAUCACAGCAAUCAGGUGUUUUUCUGGAUCAGAAAAUGUCUUCCCUCCAGCUGGAAAGAAAAUGCUCUCUGAUUGUGGGGUCCUGGAGCCAGCCAAGCAUGGAUUUGAUAUCUACAUGGACGAGCCUGAGCAGGGGGACAGAGACAGCUGCUCAGGAAGAGAGGGGAUGGCAUUUGAGGAUGUGUAUGAAGUAGAUACCAGCACACUCAAGUCAGACCUUCACUUCCUGCUGGAUUUUAAUACAGUUUCCCCUAUGCUGGUAGAUUCAUCUCUCCAUUUCCAGUCUGAAGAAGCGUCAGAUUUGGGCACAGAUGUGAUAAAUGUGACCGAAUAUGCUGAAGAAAUUCAUCAGUACCUUAGAGAAGCUGAAAUAAGAUACAGACCCAAAGCACACUACAUGAGGAAACAGCCAGACAUCACAGAAAGCAUGCGUACAAUUCUGGUGGAUUGGCUGGUGGAGGUUGGCGAAGAAUAUAAGCUUCGAUCAGAAACUCUGUACCUGGCUGUCAACUUCCUGGACAGGUUUCUUUCCUGCAUGUCUGUUCUGAGAGGGAAAUUGCAGCUUGUAGGGACAGCAGCUAUUUUUCUGGCUUCGAAAUAUGAAGAGAUAUAUCCACCUGAAGUAGAUGAGUUUGUCUAUAUAACUGAUGACACAUACACAAAACGGCAACUAUUAAGGAUGGAACACCUGCUCCUGAAAGUCCUAGCUUUUGAUCUGACAGUUCCAACCACCAACCAAUUUCUCCUUCAGUACUUAAGGCGUCAAGGAGUGUGUGUCAGAACUGAGAACCUGGCCAAGUAUGUAGCAGAACUGAGUCUACUUGAAGCUGAUCCAUUCUUGAAAUAUCUUCCUUCAUUGAUAGCUGCUGCAGCUUACUGCCUGGCAAACUAUAUUGUGAACAGGCACUUCUGGCCAGAAACCCUUGCUGCAUUUACAGGCUACUCAUUAAGUGAAAUUGUGCCUUGCCUGAGUGAGCUACACAAAGCAUGCCUUGACAUACCCCAUCGACCUCAGCAAGCAAUUAGGGAGAAGUAUAAGGCUUCAAAGUACCUGCAUGUGUCCCUCAUGGAACCACCUGCAGUUCUUCCUCUGCAAUAAGUGCCAGAACUGGAGCACUUCCAGAACCCAACCACCAUAUCAACAGGAUUGCUCUUAGUUUCCAUAAGUUUCUUAAAGUUUGGCCAACUAAUGUCAAUAUAAAUGACUUUAAAAAUAUGUAAAUGUAUUAGGUUCUAUUAGACUUUAGUAGUUAUAAUUUAGUCUAGCAUUUUUGAAGAAUAAACUACUUACUUUAUGACCAUGUGUUAGGCUUAUUACUAGUUAGCAUGGCUGACAGACUUGCCUGGAAUUUUAGUUGAUAAUAUUACAAAUGUCAUCACUAUUUCAAGCAUUCUCCUAAAUUGGUUUUAUAAAUGAGGCAUGCUAUUCAGAUUCAGUGUUGAGGCAUGCAGGGAUAUUCAUGCUUGGUAAAUGGCUUGUUGUUUCCUAUUUCUUUACUCUCCCCAAGUAUCUCUGUAGAUUGACAAAGAAGGGAAAGGCUAGCUCAGGCAAAAUGGUGAAGAGACACCAACAAGCACUUCUACUCCUGCUUCUUCCAUAGUUUAAAUCAGUGGGCUGAGGCCUAAAUGUGUUCAAAUAUAUUUGGUGGUGACUUACAUUUCAUUCUAAUCCAGGAAUGGUAUGCUCAUUUGUAAAAGGAUGCCAUCAUGUCUGUAUUCAGGUUGGAUUUAGGAACUCUUCAUCAUGUUUUUUUAGUUUUAGAAGAUGUCUUCUGGGGUAGAAAGAGCAAACUUCAUCAUGAGACUUGAGACUAAUGAAUCCAACCCCCUUUACAUAUGUCCUUUGAGAGAUACCCACCCUAAGCUUUGCUGUUGCUUAAAUUAUUCAUAAUUCUGUAUUUUACUUUCUUACACAUUCAUAUUUGGCACUUUUCAACAGCACUAUGUAGGAUACAAGAUAGAAAAAAUUGAAAGCAAAACAUUUGUUUUGACUUUUAUUUUAAAGAUUGAAAGGAAAAAUGAGAGUAGAUUUGUUCUUAAAUGUGAAUUAUGCUUAUUGAGUAUUAAAUGUGUGCUUUGUGUUUGUGUUUUUGUUAAGCACAAAAUUGGUGGUUCUGGGCUAGUAGGUCUUAAUGGCUCACGAACCUUCUGUGCUGUGUGCUUGUCCUCUGGGGAGAGGCCUCUGUUUGUGGACCUGCCCCCAGGCUCAGUCUGAAUGACUCUGGAGGCGAAAAGAAGGAAAUAUGUUUUCUGGAUUCCCUUCACAUAGGAAAGAUUAGAUUUGGGUAUAUUUUGGAAAAAUGAGAGUAGAUGAAAUUCACUCCAUGUUUUACACUUUUUUCAAGCUCUAAUGGAAUUAUGAAUAUAAAAAUAUAGACAUAUUUUACAUAUUUUGUGAAUAAUUUUUUUAUAUUUGAAAGUACUCCCACACUCUUAAAAGGUUUUAGCAUUGCUCCCUCCUUUUCCCCUGCAGAUAAACAUUCUCAAGUUGUCUCCAUUUGAAGAAAUCAACAUUUUCUUAAGUAUUUUUAUAUUUAUAACAUAUGUGUCAUAAGGGAACAUAGGUCCUAUAUCAAUAUUGAAUUCUCUAUGUUUAUGUUAUAUAAUGAACAAUUGGCAAUGUCACCUGGUUUAUGUCUGAGUGAUAUAAACUGCAUAUAUAUGCUGAACUUUCCAGCAGUCCUGCAAAUGACAGUGCAAUCCCUUCUCAGUGGGGCAGGUGGCUGAUUUUGGUCACAGAAGUGCUGUAUUUGCCCCUUUCAAGCCUUAAAGAUUUGAGCAACUCAGCCGGGGAAGCUUCCUGUCAUUCUCUGUUUAUGUUGGCUGAUCACUUACUUUCCUAUGAUAUGUGUGUCUAUCUCAGGCUGGAACCUGACACAAUAACAAGAACAUUUGGACCCAGUUUAGAACCAGACACAGUAAUAUUUUCUUUUUUUUUUUUACUAGUAAGAUUAUGAUUUUAGAAUGCUUUACUUAAGCUAGAAGGGACUUUGUAGAAAUAGAUCAUCCAUUAAAAAUCACUUUGCAGAGGAUGUUUUUGUUUCCAAAUCUGGAUCCAAAAUAUACCAUGAAACCACACUAUAGGACUUAGAGGUCUGCACACAUACCUUACGUUACUUGCUAUUGGCAAUUUGCACAUACCCUAUUCCCACACCCCCAACACAAAUACCCACUGACUGCAAAGAACUAGACCUCAGCUUUGACCUUUUUUAUUAUUUUAUUGCCUCCCUGAAAUACAUUAUUUGAAAACAGAAAUAUAACUUUCCCCUGUGUAUCUCUUGCCAAAUUUGAAAGUGAAUAUCAGCCAUCUGCAUGCCCAUCCUUUGAUUUGUUCUUCUUUCCUAAAUUUUGUGUUGAUGAAGUCCAUUCACUGUUUUUAUGAAUAUGUGUCUAUAAACAAUGCUUAUUUUUAACGUUUAAUGGUCAUUGAUAGUCUCUUGUACCCUUCUGUGUUACAUAUCUGAAGUAGCAUUGUUUUUUGAGAUUAUCCAUAGGGAAUAAGUAGAAUCUUAGUUACUUCUACUAUUAUAAAAUAUCAUAAGAA